AUGAACAAGCAUCGUGAGCCAGGUUGCACCGGGGUUACUCCAGAUAAGAAAUACUACAAAAUGACAACAACCACCAACUGGACACUAUCUACCUACCUGCCUCAGCGAUGGAAAACGGACGCCACGAUCUUAUUAUAUCUCCGGGAGAAAACAAAUAUCCCGCUCCCGCGUCUAUAUCAUACCUUCGAAGACAAUGGGGCUUUCUAUUUUAGUACCGAACCUGUACCGGGGGUUAGUAUAACCCAGCUUAUGGAGGAGCAAAAGCAAGUAGUCACCAAGGAGCUUCUGGAGCACAUUGCUACGCUCAAAUCGCUCCGAUCCGACACCCCGGGCGUACCAGGCCAAACGCUACUAUAUACUCCUAACAGGGCUUACAGCUGUUACGUUUUCUGCCACAACGAUCUAGGCCAGCAUAACGUCAUUGUCGACCCUGAAACACUCAAAAUUAACGCCAUCAUCGACUGGGAGUAUGGCGGAUUUUGGCCCGAGUGGUUUGAGCGGCCGUAUUGGGAGCGGAAAGGACCCAGCGCUCCCCUUGCCCGCGAAGAGGACGAUGCGGAGCGGUGCCGCGAGUGGCUCUUGACUCAUUGUGUCGAAGUAGAGAUGGAGCACCUACGAUCACUGAAGGAGAAGCUGGGGGGGCAGUCAUAG
Dichotomopilus funicola is the source of this 651-nucleotide messenger RNA. Its product is annotated as kinase-like domain protein. The transcript has 3 exons. Bases 1 to 651 code for a protein of 216 amino acids. The record is from RefSeq and is a predicted model, not a curated record. NCBI's taxonomy places the organism in Eukaryota, Fungi, Ascomycota, Sordariomycetes, Sordariales, Chaetomiaceae.